UGGGGGGAGCGCGCCGCGUGGCUGCUGCCGCAGCAGGAGCGAAGAAUGUGGCCGGUCCCGCGGGCGGGGCUGGCCCUGCUGCUGGAAGUGGGGAUCCGCGCGCUGCUGCUGGGUCUCUUCUUGUUCACUGAACUUCUGCCCCCCUUCCAACGAGUCAUACAGCCUGAAGAAAUGUGGCUCUAUAAAAACCCCUACAUAGAGUCUGACCAUGUACCCACCAAGCCCAUGUUUUUCAUUUCCUUCCUGUCCCCUUUGGUCUUGAUUUUCCUGGCCAAAUUCUUCAUGAAGGCUGGUAAAGAAGAUACCCGGGAAGCAUGCUUAGCUGUUAGCCUGGCACUUGCCCUGAAUGGCAUCUUCACCAAUGCUGUGAAGCUGGUCGUGGGCAGACCUCGGCCUGAUUUCUUCUACCGCUGCUUUCCAGAUGGACGGGCAACCCAUCAGCUCUUGUGCACAGGGGAUGCACAAGUGGUGAUUGAAGGGCGCAAGAGCUUCCCUAGUGGACAUUCCUCCUUUGCCUUCGCUGGGCUUGCUUUCGGCUCCUUCUACAUUGCAGGGAAGCUCCACUGCUUUGCACCUGGUGGUCGUGGCCAGUCCUGGCGCCUCUGUGCCUUCUUGGGGCCCCUCUUCAUUGCCAUGCUCAUUGCCUUGUCCCGCACAUGUGAUUACAAACAUCACUGGCAAGAUGUGCUGGUUGGCUCUGGAAUGGGCUUUACCUUUGCAUAUCUCUGCUAUAGACAGCAUUAUCCUCCGCUGACGGACCCCAAAUGCCAUCAACCACUGCAGCAUGGAUCCAGGCACCCUUCUCCAGAAAGGCAAAAGCUGGCACUUUCUGGCUAUAGCCUAGAUGUAUGAAGGACUCAGGGGUUUCCUUUCUACAUAUUUUCAGACUCAAGGGGGGAAAGAGAGCUUAUUCAUCCAUGUUAUGCUUUGUUCAGAGGCUGGAGGGGAGGGGGGAAGAGGCAUCGUGAUUUAAAGUAUACCAGCCUGACUGAAACUCAGGGCCUCUACCUCUUCCCCUUCAUCAUGCAUAUGUGGCCAAGAGAGUGAAUGUAUUCAAGGACAGCAGAAUUUCUGGCAACAUCAAACCAUUCCUCAUAGGAUCACAAUGGAGCAAUGAAAGAAGUCUGGUCCAUUCCCUCAUCAUAACGCUAGGCAUCGAUCGUCAGUUUAAAUGCCCAUAAAUUGACAUAUCAUGAUCCCAGCUGGUGUGCAGUCUUGACUUAUGUACUACAGAAGAGGUUGGACAUCUUUUCACAUGAUGCCCAGGGUCCACUCCUACUCCUACAAAGAUAGAUGGCUGGGAUUUGAACAUUUUUUCUGCAUGAAAUUCUGCUUUAAAAUAGUUGCAUGGGAUGAUGGUGGUGAAGUAUGCUCUUUCAGGAUUUGGUGAUCCUGUGCAACAAAGCACCAGCCUUUUUCAAAACAAAACAGAACAGUAGCUCAACCAUCCAUCAAGAUCAAUAUGUAUUAAAACAUGUAUAAAGGUAGAUGCCCUAGAUCCAGAACCAUGCAUUGGCUGUUUUCCUGCUACCUCUUAAGAAUAAUUACUAAGGAGUCUGGUCUCUCCAAAACUUGCCACCAAGGCAUAAUAUUUGAGGGAACAAAAUUAAAUCUAGGGGACUAAUUAUAUUAAUUGCAUAAUUAAUUACAUUUGUUUUGCAGUGUGCUCUCCUCCUUGCAGUUCACUCAGAGUUGGGCAUACUUUUUCUAGCCUUAUUGCAAUAUAUUUAGUUUUGUAUUCUCUCUCCCCCAUUGCACUGUUCUGGGAAAAGCUUGAUUCUCAGCAGUGCAAAUCUGUAUUGAUUCUGGAAAAAUUCUGAGUAUCAAAAACACACCAUUUAGCCAGCCCUGCUUUUUAUCAAACACUAUAGACUUCAGAAUUACAGUGACGUGAUGCACUUAAUGGGGUUGAUGUUACUAUAGUUCAGUUAAAGUUCUAUCAACUUUCUAAUUCUCGGGGGUCUGCAAGGAGUAUAACCAAAGUAUAGCAUGUGUUGCAAAUAAGUACACCAAAGUUACUAGUUCCAUCCUCUUCUAAAUAAAUCACUACCUGCAAAUUAGUAUUUACCAUAGGAAAAGGAAGGAGAAAAAGCCAAUUUCUCUUAGGUUUCCCUGUUGCUUUUCAAAUAUGCGAAAUGCUGUAUUUAAACUCUGAUUGUCCUGCCCAAGGCCAUAAUACUUUAACCUGUGUAGCAUAAUCUAAAAGCAAGAUUUGCCUUGCUGCUCUUAAGUCAUAGCAGCAGCACCCCACUCUAUUCCCCCACACUUUGUUCCCAGAGAGAGAGAGAGUGCAGAUGGGUAUAGCUCGAGGUGGUUGCAGACAGCUUCCAGAUGUUGAACCUUAGUACCCAUCGUCUCUAGAUAGGUAGGGAUGAUUAAAAUUUGGGGCUGACCUAGCUGGGUGGUAGAAGGUUAGAUAAAACUAGUUAUGCCUGGAAGAUGGUAUUGCUCCAUUACACUGGCUUUGGUCACUCUAUGCUCCCCUGUGAAAUAUUAGAUCUGCUCUUAUACUGCUCUUGCACUAGGUAGAUUUGCUGGAAUUUGCUGGCUGACCUGGAGUGGUAAAGAUAAACAGAGGGAGCCUUCACCUCCUAUGCAAGUAAGAGGAGGGGAAACGGCCUAUGAAACUGAUUAAACAAAUUAUCUUACCACUAAAAGCAAGUUCUAAUGAUGGCACAAUCCAUUAUUUACCAGUGUGGCAAUCAAAGGUCUACUGCAUUUGGACAUAGGAGUCCGAUCUGCUACCAUGACUGGUUCGUUUUGUGCUUGUUUUUAAGACCCAGCUAGUCUGAAGUACCUUCAUGUGCAGAAAUAUUGUGGCUGCAUAAUCACACCAUUGUUUUCACUGUUAACGUUUUGUGCCCUUUCAGAGGAGGACUCAUGAGAAAUGGAAUAUUUUAGUUUGGUUUUUCAUAAUGCCCAAUUAAAAAAAUGCCAGAACUUAAAAAGAAAAGGCUGCAUCACUUAUUUGGUCCUCCUUAGGACAGCACAUUUGAGAGCCUUUUCAUGGAAUUUUCUUGGCAAAAUUUUUUACAAGGUAGGUUGCCAGGUCUUUCCUUAACGAAAGUGAAUGGAUAAUUCCAUUCGAGGACAGCACAUAAUCCGGUGUUUAGACUUAGUGCUGAUUUCCAAUCUCACACAAUCUCUGUAAUGGAAAUAAGUUGUGAGCAGAUUUCAGCAGAAGGUCAUAAGGCUGACAAACACAAGUGCUGGCUUUCUCUUACAGGAAGGAUAAGGAGGAAAGAUUUCAGUGGAUGAAUUAACAAUGCAAAGCAGAUAGAGUGAUGAGUCAAAAGUACAUAAAGCUACAGAUUUCCAUUUUUAGGCUUGCUGCUUUUGGGGGAUUUAAACUAGGACUUAAACACCACUGCUGUUCCUAUACUGCUACCCUGCCAACAGAAAAAAAUUAAAAUAAUGGGCAAUAUUCAGAUGCCCCCAAAAGGCUUUAGGGUUUCUUACAACACAUUUUCCACUCCUGGUUGAAGAUAAAUGGGCAAGAACUUUCCUAAGAGGAAGCAAUUUUUCUAACAGUGUAGUUCCCACUUUCCUAAGAGGAAGCAAUUUUUCUAACAGUUUAGUUCCCACAGACACUUGCACCACAAUCAACUUUGUUGAUUGUGGUGGAAUUUCUGUGCAAUGAAUGUUUAUAGCUCAGAAUGACCUUGUUACCUCAUGGUCUCUCCACUGGUACUCAGCUUGCAGUCUUGUACAUUUAUCCAACUAAAAUAAACUCCUCACACUCCAUCUUUCAAAGAGAUGUUUCCUUAGCUGGAAAAAGACCCAAAAUUCAGUUUGCCCAUGUAUUUUUCUUUUAUCAUAGGGUCACUGGCUGCAGAUGUUUUCAUUGGAAAUUGCCAUUCUAACAUCAGGAAUUAAGAUUCUUGGUUUUUUAUACUGUUUAUACCAUAUAGCAGAAUUCUAGUAGGCACAGUCUAGGGUGAAAGUCAAAUCUUUUUCUACAUAUAUAGGUAUCAUAACAUCUGCAAAAUUUUACAGUAUAAGCAAGUUUGUGCAGCAUAACAGUACUUGGGUAUUUUUUAAGAUAUCUGUGGUUGCAUUGUCAGAUUAAUGCUACACAUCCUUAAAUGCUCAUUUGAACUGCAUAUGAACCCAGAUCUGUGUGCUGAUUAUCUUAUUGCCUUAACAGGAAGGUAAAAACUGCUUGAGAUCACUAAGAAAUCAAUCCUUCUAAUGUUUUAUCAACUGUGCUUACUAUAAUGACAAAUAAACAGGCCUGCACUACUCAGUCUGUUAGGGUUCUCCUUACAAAGAUCAAUAAAUUCACCAAAGGCAGACAGCUCCUGGAAAAAAGUUAAAUAACUUUUUUUUUUUUAAAAUAGGCAAUAUUUUACAAAGUGCAUUAACUUCAAUUGUUUGGAAUUUGAACAAAGCUUGACUUUUCCUACUGAUACUCCAAUCGAGAAUUUGGUCAUGCCAAACGGCAUUCUGUUCAGUCACAAGUGUAGCAUGAGAGGCUGAAAAAUUCAAUUAUACAAUGACAAUCAGUGCAAACAUAAUGGGGAGAAACAACUAAGUUGAAAUCUGGCACAGAAUUGGAACACACAAGGUGGAGAGAACGUAGUGUGAUCACAUCUCACUUGUAAACAUGUCCUGCUUGCUGCUCCCAAAAAGAGGAGGAAAGCUGUGGAGAUGGUGCACUGUUUUGUAGCAUCUGUGAUACGUGAAAAGCAGCUGACCACUGUG
Candoia aspera is the source of this 4704-nucleotide messenger RNA. RefSeq names its product phospholipid phosphatase 5 (gene PLPP5). The transcript is spliced from 7 exons. Lineage: Eukaryota; Metazoa; Chordata; Lepidosauria; Squamata; Candoiidae. Bases 46 to 852 code for a protein of 268 amino acids. The record is from RefSeq and is a predicted model, not a curated record. Gene Ontology annotation, biological process: phospholipid metabolic process; phospholipid dephosphorylation. Gene Ontology annotation, molecular function: phosphatidate phosphatase activity.